UUCUUCACAAGCGUCGCAACUGAACUCUCAACCUCCUGUCUGUAUUCUUACAGGGAUCCCAGCUGAUAUAACUUGUACGUCGUUGGAAGCAGUACACAUCAAGUCAACGACAUCAACGACGAUGUCACGUUACCUACUACUGUGUCUAACUCUUGGCGUGGCCUUGGAUAUGGCUACUCCGGAGGAAGGGCAAUUCUGGCACAUCACGGACCAUCAUUUCGACCCAACAUACUGGUCUGAAAUGCGGUCCUGUAAUGACAAGGUUCCGGUACGUGGUAUCUACGGCGACUACUGGUGCGACUCUCCAUGGCGCCUCGUCAACGACAGCGUCGCCGCAAUGGCCAACGUUAAACGUGACGUCGAUUUCAUCGUCUGGACAGGGGAUAACGUGGCCCACAUACAGAACCAGUUUCUCAACCAAAGCCUAAACUUGAAGAUCAUCGAGAAGAUAACAGACGCCUUAAAGUCCGAGUUUCCAGGUGUCCCAGUUUACGGCACGAUGGGCAACCAUGACUGGUACCCCGCUGACCAAUUCCCGGUACAGCAGGCGUUCCUGUAUAACGCUACAGCUGAACUGUGGAGAGACUGGAUCGGGGACAAGGAACAGAUCGAGAACUUUAAGAAAGGCGGCUUCUACACAAUAAAGACAACCAAAGGCCUUAGGAUCGUAGGUCUGAACACUGUCCUCUACUAUACCGCAGAUAAACUGACCCCAAAAUUGACAGACCCUGCUGGACAGUUCGCCUGGUUGGAGGAAGUUUUUCAGAACGCCACGAAUGCCGGGGAGAAGGUCAUGCUGACUGCCCACGUGCCCCCUGGUAUUAAGGUCCCGGGUAAGGUUCUGUGGUUCUACGAGCAAUUCAACACCAGAUUGCUUGACCUUGUCCAGAAAUACUCGGACGUCAUCCCUGCGAUGUACUUCGGACAUGACCAUGCUGAUGGUCUCAAGCUGGUACUGAAGAAGGAUGGGACACCGGGUGUUCCAAUGUUCAUCGCACCAUCGGUGACACCCUGGCGCUACAAGAGCAGAACAGAGUCGGGUGCCCCACACAACCCAGCCAUCAGACUGGUGAAAUACAAUCAGCAAACUGGCGAGGCCCUAGAUUAUAUUCAGUACUACAUGAAUCUAACAGAGAGCAACGAGGUCAACGCGUCGACGUGGAAGGUCGCAUACGACGCCAGCACAACCUACCGCGUCAGCGACCUAGCAGCUGCAUCUGUCAGCAGGGUUGUCCAGCAGAUGAGCACAGACAGAAACCUUCUGAACAAUUACAUCCGAUUCAAUACCGUUCUUGCUAAUGGUAAUUCAACAGUCGAUGAAUGUGAUGCAACCUUGUAGAGCUGAGUAUAUUUGUAGUUUCACUCAACAUACCCGUGAUCAGUUUAAUAUUUGUGUCACCAUUCAAAUGAAGGGUGUGUUGAUCGGCUAACUUUGUCCUUUCAUUAAGAUGGACCAAAGCAUGUCAAGAGAUUUAUUCGAAUAAACGGUUUAUGGUACGUUGUUUAUGAAGAUUAAAAAAAUAAAGAACCA
This is a messenger RNA of Haliotis rubra (blacklip abalone), 1531 nucleotides long. RefSeq names its product acid sphingomyelinase-like phosphodiesterase 3b. Gene Ontology annotation, molecular function: hydrolase activity. The record is from RefSeq and is a predicted model, not a curated record. Lineage: Eukaryota; Metazoa; Mollusca; Gastropoda; Lepetellida; Haliotidae.